Messenger RNA from Spirodela intermedia, 1839 nucleotides. The record is from the annotation of a GenBank genome assembly. Lineage: Eukaryota; Viridiplantae; Streptophyta; Magnoliopsida; Alismatales; Araceae.
AUGGCGGCGGAGGCGUUGCCACCACCGGAGGUGAAGCUGUUCAACAGGUGGUCCUUCGAAGAUGUCGAGGUCAGUUCAGUGCCGGUCGUCCUUUCCUGCCUUCUUCUUCGUCUUGUUUUGAUCCGUGGCGGACGGAUCCGCCUUCUUCCGCAUGUUUCGAAAGCAGUAGUGGUUUGUUAGGAUCUCCAGGAUCUUGAUAAUUCCUAUUUCUUGCUCUUCUGACUAUGAAAAUCGAGCGGGAGUUGGAUGGCUCGGAGAGCCUGUUUAGAUUGAGCGGGAGUUGGAUUUGUCGACGAAUAUAAUAUGUUUCCUUCUGCGCUGAAUGAAUUCGCUCAGUAACCCGCAGAAGUUAUCGUUAGCAUGCAUCUCAUGCUACCUCACCAAGAUUUUUUAUUUUAUUUUUUAUUAUAUGAUCCAACAAGGCCGUGGCUUUUAGUUGUCUUUCAUGUGGUUCCUGAGUGUCGUUCGUGAUUUAUUGCUGCUUCUUUUCCGCGGUUGUGUAUUGAUUAAAUUUUGGUUCAUCCUUUUCAAAUGUUCCCAAUGCCUGCUUUAUUGAGAUGAUUUUAUUUGGAACAACCAUACCGGUUCAAUACUCAACAGUCUGCACUCAGCGGGGUAGCCGCCGUUCCUCUCUUAAGGCUCUCUGGGAACGCAGAAGAAUUCCCGUAACCGUCUUGGCUUUUAAGGACCAUCGAUAUUCGAUGGCGUUAUGUUUGCGCAUCAAGUUUUGAUAGAUGCAUCUAUUAAUUAGCGGGCUGUAUUCUCCUCUCUUGUUUCGUGAGGAUGCUAAUUUUAUCUAUGAUCUUAACGAGCUCACCUUCUCUUUUUGUGAGGCUGGCUCCUAUUCCCUUUGGGGGAAAAAAGCGUGGAUGCUGGCAUUAUGAUUCCUACCACCCUCAUCUUGGCUCUUAUUUUUUCUACAUUAGUUUACAUAAUUCGGUGCUUAUAGUGACUUUAAACAGCUCCUUUUAAACAGCAGGUUGAAAAUUAUACCGAGCUGUCAGAUCUUCCUAUAGUGAUGGAAUAGAAGAUGACUGUUCCCUGUGGGGUAUCCUUUAUCAUUGGUUUUCUCUGUGGGGCUGAGACCUUGAGUUGGAGCCAAGCAGAAUUUUAUAAACCCCGUGGGGUUAGAUUGUUAUUUGUGUAUGUAUCUCCAUUCGUUGGAGUUCCUCCCACAAGGAAGUUCUAUGACCUGAAUUUGCACUGUUUCAACAGGUUAGCGACAUUUCACUGGCCGACUACAUAGCCAUCACCCCAGGGAAGCAUGCUACUUAUGUCCCCCACACUGCCGGGCGGUACUCCGUGAAGAGAUUUCGCAAAGCGCAGUGCCCGAUCAUCGAGAGACUGACGAACUCUCUGAUGAUGCACGGCCGCAACAAUGGCAAGAAGUUGAUGGCCGUCCGCAUUGUUAAGCACGCGAUGGAAAUCAUCCAUCUCCUCACUGAUGCCAAUCCGAUCCAAGUAAUUGUUGAUGCCAUCAUCAACAGGUGAGGCCUUGUUUGAAUCGUAAACCACUGGAACAGCAGGCCUCUGAUAAUUUCUUAAGGUUACUGACGGAGAGUUGGGUUUGUGUUUACCAGUGGGCCGAGGGAAGAUGCCACCAGGAUUGGCUCAGCCGGUGUUGUGAGGCGUCAGGCUGUUGAUAUCUCCCCACUGAGGAGGGUCAACCAGGCAAUCUACCUCCUCACGACUGGUGCCCGGGAGAGUGCAUUCAGGAACAUCAAGACCAUCGCCGAGUGCCUUGCUGACGAGCUCAUUAAUGCCGCCAAGGGAUCUUCCAACAGCUAUGCCAUCAAGAAGAAGGAUGAGGUCGAGCGUGUCGCCAAGGCCAACCGUUGA